This is a messenger RNA of Galleria mellonella (greater wax moth), 3672 nucleotides long. RefSeq lists its product as uncharacterized. Bases 1543 to 3414 code for a protein of 623 amino acids. Gene Ontology annotation, molecular function: protein dimerization activity; DNA binding. The transcript has 2 exons. NCBI's taxonomy places the organism in Eukaryota, Metazoa, Arthropoda, Insecta, Lepidoptera, Pyralidae. The record is from RefSeq and is a predicted model, not a curated record.
GCACCGGGUUUAAACCCGGUGCUUUGGUAAAAACCCAAUAAACACCCAUAAACUCCCAUAAUCACCCAAAAAAAUAGGUUUUUACGUAUUUUUUUGAAAAUAUGUAAGUAAUACCAAUAAAUUAUUUUUAUAAAUUGUAUUGAUCAAUUCUACAAUAUUAAAUAAAACGUUAACUAAUAAUAUUUCAGGAAAUUUUAAAAAUCUAUAUAUAAUAAAAUGAAAGUAAUUAAUUUUCAGUGUUUUCAUGUUGCAGUUGAUCAACAUGUUGGCCUUUUGCUUCCCGUAGAUACUUUAAAAUUUCUUCAUAACACCUCGUUCGCACACAUGGCCGUAUAUAUUUAAAUUCUUGAGCCACUAACAGUCCGAAAUACUCAUUUCUUUUAUCCUCUUCUCCAUAAAUUAAGCAUUUAGAACAGUUUGUUUCUUCUUUCAGUAAAUUUUCUUUUACUUUAUCCUCGUUUUUUUUCUUGGUUGCGACGACGCUGGGUAAAUCAUCUGGACACUGGGUCUCACUAUCGCCAAAUAUAUUUGGAGAUCGGCUUCGGCUACGGCUUGGCAGACAUUUUUUUCUUUCUACAAUUUUAAAUUAAAUUUAUUAGAAUAAAUGCUUCGAACACACGCGAUCUAAGUACCUUUUGUGUUUAUUAUACCUUACCUACCUAGGUAUAAAAAGAGUACUUACGUAGAUUUUCUUUUAUUAACUGUUUUAUACGAAGAUCUUGAUCUCUCAAAUUAGCAUCCAUUUUACUUCCAGUGAUUAUCAACUAAAUUAAUAAUCCACAAAGUAUUAAAUAACGUUUUUAUGAAAUAUUUAGCACAAAAACAAUACCCUUUAAAUAUCGAUCGUCAGUAACUGUGGCUGACUUACCUAUAUUCUAGCAAGCAGGACUGCCAGAUGUGAAGGGGAAAUCCCCAAUAAAUUGUUGCAUGUGACUGAUGAUGUGAGCAUGUUCGUUUCAUAAUAAAAAUGUUGCCAGGUAACCAAAAAGUCGUAUGUUUUUGUGCGAAUUACGAUCAUAAUCUUUACGAUCGUACAUUAAAAAAUAGACAAAUAAUAGUAUGAGUACGAUUUAAAUCGUAUAUCUGUCAACCCUGCUAGCAAGACAGCGACAAAAUCACGUUGCAUAACAAUGUAGCCCAAGCUUAUAUCUUAUGAAAUAUACGGAAGAGAUACGGACUUAGAAAAAACAGAAAUGUUGUUCUUUGUGGAAGUCAUUGAUGAAAUUCUAUGUAUUUUAGCCCGCAAACUUUCUUCAAACAAAAACAGCGCCAUCUAGUAUCGAGUUCUGUAAUUAUCUCUUUGUUUAUGGAUUUGAAGUAAGACCGCCACGCAUGCAAUACAUUAUGACUGGGGAUUCCCCUAUUCGUCGACGCUGAAUAUGAGGCGACGACAAUCACUGUCAAACGUGUUCACUAUUACUCUGACUCUGGUAACGUGACUUCCUGGUAACGUGUUAGGUAGGAAAAGCAGUAAAAAAGUGCAUAUUAAGGGAGCAGAUUUGAAAUAAUAUUUAUACUUAACAAGAAAUAAUUAAAGGUUCAAUGGGGAGACCUAAAGAUUUACGCAUAUGGGAGCACUACCGUACUUUACCAAACAAGUCUGUUUCUUGCAAGCUUUGUAAUAAGGUCUACAAAUUCAGUAAUGCUGCCAAAAUGCUUCAACAUCUUAUCACUUGUCCAAAAUCUCCAGAAACAUUAAAAGACUCUAUGAAACUUAUAAAAGAUAGCUCGUCCAAAACCAAAAUGUCUGGACUGUCAGAGAUAGAGACAAAUGAUUCUUUUAUAAGCCCCUCGUCGUCUGCUAACACUACAAUAAAUGCUGAGUUUCAAGACACCGAUGAUCAUAUAAAAACAGAAUUAGCGAGAGCUAUAUUUGUAACAGGGACGCCAUUAUCGAUGGUGCAACAUCCUUUAUGGAUACAAUUUUUCGAAAAAUUGCAACCAAAAUUUAAAAUACCUUCACGUAAAGCUUUAGCGACAAAAUACUUAGAUAAAAUAUAUAGAGAAAUGCGUUUUGAGUUAAAUGAGGAACUAAAUGCUUGUAGUUACUUACACCUUCAGUGCGAUGGCUGGUCUAAUUUAAGAAAUGAAGGAAUAAUAAACUUUCUUAUAUCAAAACCUCAACCUGCAUACGUUAAAAGUUUGAAUACAGAAAGUAAUCCUCACACUAGUGAAUACCUUAGCCAAGAAGUUGAAAAAGUAAUGAAAGUGUAUGGAGCAAAUAAGUUUCUUGUACUUAUUGGCGAUAACGCUAGAAAUAUACAAAAGGCAUUCGAAUUAACAAAACUCAAAUAUCCACAUGUUGUUCCUCUCGGUUGCUGUGCACAUAUCCUUAACUUGUUGUGCCAAGAUAUUGUAAAGAUACAAGAAGUAACUGUGUUUAUUAUGCAAGCCAUAAAUAUAAUAAAAACUGUUAAAAGGAGUCAACGAUUAAGUUCCUUGUUGAUAAAAUCAAGGCAGGGUGAAGAUUCUACACAAACACUAAAAUUGCCUUGUGCUACAAGAUGGGGAAGUCAUGUUACUUCGUUAAAAAGUUUGAAAGCAAAUAAGAUAGCUUUGCAAAUAUUAACAGUUAGAGAAGAUGUGGUAAUUUCAAGAGAUAUUAAAGAUUUAAUUCUAAGUGAUGAUUUCUGGACGAAGACAGGGGAAUGUAUAAGUAUUUUGGAACCAGUCACUGAAAGCAUAUUUUACUUAGAGAGCGACCAGAAUCGUUUGCAUCGCACAUACAUUACAUUUAGAGAUGUACAAGCUAAGAUACGUUUUGCAUUAAAUGAGAUUUCGACAUUGAGCGAAGAAAGCAAACAGCAGAUUCUAACAUCAGUAUCUUCAAGAUGCAAUAUGGCAAUGAGGCCAAUACAUUUUGCAGCAUAUAUUCUAGACCCCAGGACUCUAGGAGUCGAACUUACUCAAGAGGAAGAACUUAAGGGUAUGGAGUUUAUCUACAAUUUAAGCCAACACUUAAGUUUGUCAAAUGUAAUGGCAGAUUUGGCGUGUUAUAAAGCUAAAGAAAACUUUUGGGCCAGAGGAUUUGUAUGGAGCUCAUUAGAUAGCAUUGAGCCCCUAAUAUGGUGGAAAGGUAUUUGUGGUUCCACUGAGUUAAGCAAAGUAGCGAUUCGUAUUCUAUCAGCUCCCUGUACUUCGGCAGCCACUGAGCGUUCCUUUAGUAUCCAAGGCUACAUACAUAAUAACAAAAGAAAUCGACUUACAACUGAAAGAACUGAAAAAAUUUCAUUCAUUUGUUAUAACUGGAAUCUUAAACAUAAAGCUGAAUGCGAGGACAUUCAGUUUAAUGAAGAAAAUACCUUAGAAGCUUUCAUUGAGCAAGUAAAUGAACAUAACAGUUUAGACGAAAUAGAGCCUAUCGAACCUAUACAAUUCAUCGCUUGUAAUAACUCUGAAUCUGACAGUGAUUGACUGUAGUUUUACAUUUUACUUUCAUCUCUUUCUUAAUAAACUCAAAAUCAAAUUAAAAGUUUUUUAUUCUGUAGGCUGCAUAAUAAUAUUGUCUAUGUCCAGUAUAGUGGACGUCUUGCGGCUGAGAUGACGAUGAUGAAGUACAAAAUCAUAAACACCCAAAAAUUUGGGUGUUUAUGGGGUUUAAACCCAAUAAACCCAAAACACCCGGUUUUUACCCACCAGACUUUAAACCCACCCAGGUGGAUUGCCCAUCUC